Messenger RNA from Eurytemora carolleeae, 2313 nucleotides. RefSeq names its product tachykinin-like peptides receptor 86C. NCBI's taxonomy places the organism in Eukaryota, Metazoa, Arthropoda, Copepoda, Calanoida, Temoridae. Bases 95 to 1138 code for a protein of 347 amino acids. The transcript is spliced from 14 exons. Gene Ontology annotation, molecular function: tachykinin receptor activity. Gene Ontology annotation, cellular component: plasma membrane. The record is from RefSeq and is a predicted model, not a curated record. Gene Ontology annotation, biological process: G protein-coupled receptor signaling pathway.
GAAAGAUCCGGGUUCAGAUAGAUCCUCUGGAUGGAUUUCUCUCUACACUCUCCUCUCAUCAUAGUGUCUUCUCAGUUCGGAUUCAACAGGAUUAAUGGGAAAUAUAAUAUGGACGAUCUUUUUCUCUCUGAUAGUUAUCUGCUCGAUCGUAGGAAACAUUGCUGUGCUCUGGGUGAUAAUAGGGAACAGACGGAUGUGGAGUGUGCCCAACUACUUCCUGGCAAAUCUAGCGUUGGCAGAUUUAGGGAUGGCAAUGCUGAACACAAUGCCCUCCUUUAUCUUCAUGAGAGAUGGAGUAUGGCAACUGGGAAGUAUGUACUGCUCUGUGAACAUGUUCACCUCCGUUCUGACCGUCAAUGCGAACAUCUUCACCCUCGUUGGUCUCACUGUAAACAGAAACCGGGCUAUUCUAACCCCCCUGGCUCCACGUGCCUCCUCUCUCUCUCUAGUGAUCGGUAUCUCCUUCAUCUGGCUACUGAGCGGAGUUGCAGCUGUGCCAUCAGCUGUUUUCUCAAAACUGGUUACCGUCUCGACUAAGGAUGGAGGGAAGAAGGCAUUAUGCCUGAUGGUGUGGCCUGAUGGCUGGCAGGGUAAAUCAAGCAUGGAUCAUCAUUACAACUUGUUCCUGUUCAUGAUCAACUACCUUCUCCCUCUUCUCUAUAUGAUCUUCGCAUACUCAAGGAUGGGAUGUGUGUUAAAUGCAGAAGUGAUCGGAGAAUCGACAUCAUCCUCUCGAAUGGCUCGGAACAAGAAGAAAAAGGUGGUAAAGAUGUUUGCCCUACUUGUAUUCCUGUUCGGAUUCUGCUGGUUACCCUACCAACUCUACUUUCUCAUCUCACAUUAUGUACCUACCAUUGCUAGACAGCAGUACACAAAGGAUAUGUACCUGGGGUUCUACUGGCUAGCAAUGAUCAACAGCUGUAUUAAUCCACUAAUCUACUAUGUAUGGAACGAAAGGUUUCGCUCUUACUUUGAUGACAUCAUUAUGUACUGGUGUCCGAUAAAAAUGAGAAGAAAUCAAGAAAUCGAAAUUGAACUGCAGAGUAUGGCCAGCGGAAAUAUAAACUCUGCACGAAGGAUAAUUCACACCAGAAUGGCGGUUCUCCCUAAACCAUCUGAGACAACCACCCAAUGUUAAACGACAAGAUUUGAAGGCACAUGGUUCCAAACCUAGCUCAACUAUUUGAAAGUACUAAAACAAAAAGUUAUCAACUUAAAGGAAUUAUCCACGUAUUUCCAAGGAACUCUAAAAAAAUUAAUAUGUGGAGCUUAGCUGACGCCACCAAAACAUUCAUUCUUUACUCUUUCCAACCCACAUUAAUCUCAGUAUAGAGAGAUGAUUCUUUGGUGUUCUGUCACCUUUGGCUGUCUAUGUAUAUAUAACUUUGUCUAAUUCCCUAUAAAAGUCGAUUAGUUAUUUCCAAUGAACCAGCGUUUAUACUCACCCUAUGCUGAAAGAACUAAAUUAAUUUUCAUGUGAAGUUUUAACUGGUGAUAAAUUCGGAUAGAACGAUAGAUGUCGUCUUUUCAAGAUUUAAGGGUUUUUCGUUCACAUUAACCCAAGGAGUUCCGCGCAGGCAGCGUUGAAUUACAAAGCAGGAUUAUUGUGAAAGAAACCCCUAAGUUAAAAAAAAAAUAUGUGUAUUGUUAUUAUUUUAAGAAUCAAAUUAUCUCAUGUUACUAGCAAUCAUAUUUACAGCAGUUAUAUCUGGAGUAAUUUGGUUGUGAUGAAAAUUGAUGUUUUAUCAGAAUAAAAACUGAAGUUUUAACGAUCAUUGUAACAUAGGAAGUAAAUGGGAGUUAAAAACCCCAAAAAAAACUAAAUAUAUAUUUGAAAAUUCCUUAAAGAGUUUCUGAUUUAGACUUCAGACAAUCAAUUUUCCGGAAAAACAAUAGUUCAUCUCAAAUCUCAAAUUUCUGAUAUUUCUAAUACUUUUAAAAUUGUAAAUCCUUUUCAGUAUUCUUGUUUCAUACUUGAGGUAAAUGAAUAGUUUAAAACCUCCACAAUUUUCAGAAAACAGAAACUUACAUUACAAUACAAAAAACUAAUUUUAAAAUAUAAAAAUCUCAUCAAAAAAACAGUAAAAAAAUUGAGUCUUUUCUGCCAACUCAAGUUCCUAUAUCUCAUAGUAAACUAACUGAUGUUAAAAACCUUUAUUAUUUUAAACUUUGAUUUGAUCUAACAGAAUUUAUAGUUUGAAAUAUGAAAGGUCUGCCACAUUGGACUGCAAAGAUUUUCUGGGAAUAGAAAAUCAGAGUUUGUGGCAAAACCCAAUUUAAACAAAAAAUGUAAACAAACUUUUUAACUUAAAA